AUGAGAGUGCAGUUUGCUCGACUGCUCAUGGACAUUGGCUUUCUACGGCAUCCCAGCAAGGCGCCUGCGAGCAGGGGUUCUGAUUGGCUGGAUGAGUCCACCCAGCUCUGGAACCGAUGCUCUAUGAGUGCGCCUGCUGUGAAGGCUGUUCUCUGUGCUGGCCUCUACCCCAACGUUGCAAUGAUGGCACGUGACUCUAUCGAAGCUGCGCACUGUUCGCACGCGUCAGACCUCGCACACGUGGCAGGGGCGUCUGGGCGGCCGCGAUGGGUCACUGCUACAGGGGCUGAGGUGGCGAUCCACCCGUCUUCGGUCAACGAAGCUGUCUCGGUGUUCCGCGCUCCCUUCCUUGUCUUCCAUGAAAAGGUCAAGACAUCUCGAGUGUAUAUCCGCGACUGCACUGUUGUUUCUCCAGCAGCCAUUCUUCUGUUCGGCGGACCAAUCAUGGUCCACCAUCAGAGAGCGCGAGUGUCAGUGGAUGGUUGUGGCGCCAUUAUGUUUCGUGUUGAACUUGUUGACAGAAUGUUGAACAAGACGCAGAUGAUUCAAGCCAAGUGA
This is a messenger RNA of Closterium sp. Naga37s-1, 558 nucleotides long. The record is from the annotation of a GenBank genome assembly. NCBI's taxonomy places the organism in Eukaryota, Viridiplantae, Streptophyta, Zygnematophyceae, Desmidiales, Closteriaceae.